Messenger RNA from Boleophthalmus pectinirostris (great blue-spotted mudskipper), 1739 nucleotides. RefSeq names its product ras association domain-containing protein 8 (gene rassf8a). The transcript is spliced from 8 exons. Gene Ontology annotation, biological process: signal transduction. The record is from RefSeq and is a predicted model, not a curated record. The coding region runs from base 366 to 1733 and encodes 455 amino acids. Lineage: Eukaryota; Metazoa; Chordata; Actinopteri; Gobiiformes; Gobiidae.
GGCGGAGUCUACGCGUUUUCUCGGCGUCCCGGAGAAUCUGGACCGAGCGGAUCCUGACGCAAAGACGCUGAUGCCAUUUAAGGGCAGCAGCCUGUGAGGACACGAGCGUCUGCAGCCAGCUGUGACUCGCACCGAGAACAGAGAACCGAGCCGAGACCAAGACGAGGAGGACGACGGACGAGGACGACGGACGAGGACGAGGAGGAGACCUGAACACCGAGCUGAUCUGGAGCGAGGACUUUCUCUCUGUCACUGUUCUUAGAGCAAAACCAGCGCUGCCACUGAGGCCCGACCUGCACAGCUGCCGAGGCCACAGCCGAGCGUCCCAUGUGGGGCCGGUCAGGGCGGAGAGGCUCUGACCCGCCAUGGAGCUCAAGGUGUGGGUGGAUGGAGUCCAGAGGGUCGUGUGCGGGGUCACCGACGCCACCACCUGUCAGGAAGUGGUCAUCGCGCUCGCCCAGGCCAUAGGUCGUACGGGCAGAUACACUCUGGUGGAGAAAUGGCGAGACACCGAGCGUCACCUGGCUCCUCACGAGAGUCCCGUGGCGUCCCUGAACACCUGGGGCCAGUACGCGGGCGACGUGCAGCUGAUCCUCCACCGCACCGGCCCGUCCCUCACCGAGCGCCCGCCGUCUGAGGGCCCCCCGCUGAGAGGCCCCGAGCGAGGCCUGCACCGCCAGAGCCUCCCGCCCCUCGCCAAGCUCCGCCACCCCAACGCCGACCACUCCCUGCGCCGCCGAGAGCCGCGCCGCAAGUCCCUGACCUUCACCGGAGCGCCCAGGAGUCUGAGGGACAUCCUGAGCGGCGUUCCCUUGAGCGAGGGCGACGCCAAACGGAGAUACCUGAACGGAAACGGGGGAAGUCACCAUCACCACACUGUCCCGGCGAUGGGCACGGCGUCUCCGAGCCUGUGGGCCUGUCGCAUGGAGGACCUGGUCAGGCUAGUUGGUCUUCAGCGAGAGACUCUGAACGUUCUCGAGAGGAAACUGGAGGCGUACGAGUCGGAGCUGCACGUCUGGGAUGAAGGCCGGAGAGCAGCGAGGGGCUCCGGGGACCUGUGCAACGGCGUGGGUCUGAUGGAGGAGAUCCUGCGACUGGAGAAACAUCUGAGGAAGAACGAGGUGGAGAUGGAGGAGGAGGAGUUCUGGGCGACGGAGCUGCAGAUCGAGCUGGAGAGCGAGCGGCAGCUGGAGGAGCGUCUGCAGGAGCUGCGCAUGCGUCUGCAGGGGUGUGAGCAGGAGAUCGAGGAGAAGCUCGCCAUGGUCCAGGGGGUGGAGUUGGGUCUGGAGGAGCAGCGGGUGCAGCGCGAGAGGCAGGAGACCCAGUGGGUGACGGCGGCCGAGGCUCGAGCUCACGUCCUCCGACUGAAGACGGAGCUCAAAGCCCAGGAGAGGCAGAGCGUGCAGCUGGAGGGCAGCGGGAGAGCUCUGGAACGCUCCAUCGGACAGAGCGGCAAAAAACUACAGGAAAUGCAGCAGGAGCUGGAGCAGCUGACGAAGGAGCUGAGACAAGUGAACCUGCAGCAGUUCAUCAGACAAACGGGCACCAAAGUGACGGUGCUGCCGGCCGAGCCCACGGAGGAGGACAGCGCCCCCAGCAGCCGAGGAAUAGAUCUUGUUCCUCUCACUGGUUCCCUGAAGCGGCCCCCGGGCUCCCAGCAUGCACCUGGACACCUGCGGGUCCUGCACAGCCCCCUGACCUCCGGCCUCAACCCGGAGGGGAUCUACGUGUGAGGGGCA